AUGGCGUUCUCAUUUAGCAAGUCGAAUCUCCCAAAGCAGCUAUUCAUCAACAACGAAUAUGUUGCUUCGAAGAACAGCAAGAAAUUGGAGGUCUUCAACCCAAAAGAUGGUUCGCUAGUUGCCAACGAUGUCGACCUCGCCGGUGAAACAGAUGUCGAUGCCGCAGUCAGUGCAGGUGAAAAGGCCUUUCCAUCAUGGAAGAAGCUUGCACCCACUGCCCGCAGAGACAUCAUGCUCAAGUUCGCUUCAUUGGUCGAACAGCACGGCCAAACUCUCGCUGAACUCUCCCGAAUCACCCUGGGUACUCCGUACGAACCGUUCGGCAAGUUUGAGGUUGGUGCUUGCGCCGAGGCCUUCAAAUACAAUGCUGGCUGGAUUGAUAAAUUUGCCGGAGAGUCAUUUCCACAAGACGAUGGAUUUCUCAAGAUUGUGAGGAAUGAACCACUUGGCGUCACUGCUGGCAUUGUUCCAUGGAACGGUCCUCUGGGCACAGUUGGUCUGAAGGCAGCCCCAGCUUUGGCAACUGGAAAUUGCUUCAUCCUCAAGCCGUCAGAGAAGACACCAUUCGCCUCCCUCGCACUGGGACCUCUCAUCAUCGAAGCCGGUUUCCCACCAGGUGUCUUCCAGGUUCUGUCAGGAGAUGGCACGACUGGUGCUCUCAUCUCAAGCCACAUGAAGAUCCGCAAGGUUUCCUUCACGGGCUCCAUCCCCACCGGAAAACGCAUCCAAGAAGCCGCCGCCAAGUCAAACCUCAAGCGCGUAACCCUCGAACUCGGAGGUAAAUCCCCCGCUGUAAUCUUCGACGACUGCAACCUCGAAAACGCAAUCACCUGGGCCGCCAACGCCAUCACCGCCAACACCGGCCAAGUCUGCUUCGCCGCCACACGGAUCUAUGUGCAAGAAGGCAUCUAUGACAAAUUUGCCGAGGGCUACAAGAAGGCUCUUGAGGAGAGAGCCAAGGCUAUUGGAGACCCAGAUGCAGCAACGUCAGUCAUGGGUCCUCUGGUCGACAAAGCGCAAUUCGAUCGCGUAUCCGGCUUCAUCGAGCGCGGCAAGAACGGCCAAGGCACACUCUUGACGGGCGGAUCCCGAAUCGGCGACAAGGGAUUUUUCAUCCAGCCCACGGUCUUCACGCACGUUGCAGCAGAUGCCGAGAUCCACACCGAGGAGAUCUUCGGUCCCGUCGCUGUGCUGAACUCCUUCAAGACCGAGGAAGAGAUUAUCGAGAAAUCGAACGAUACCAACUUUGGGCUUAUGGCUGGCGUGUUCACGCAGGAUAUCAAUAAGGCUUUGAGGGUGGCGAGUGAGUUUGAUAGCGGGAUGGUGGGCAUCAAUUGUGUGAGUUUGAUGUUGUUGAGUGUGCCGUUUGGCGGUUCUAAGGAGAGUGGCUCGGGACGCGAAUGUGGGAAGGAUGCGCUGCAGGCUUUUACGGAGAGGAAGACUAUUAUGAUUAACAUGACUUACUAG
Messenger RNA from Lachnellula hyalina, 1467 nucleotides. Its product is annotated as Aldehyde dehydrogenase. The transcript has 2 exons. The record is from RefSeq and is a predicted model, not a curated record. Lineage: Eukaryota; Fungi; Ascomycota; Leotiomycetes; Helotiales; Lachnaceae. Bases 1 to 1467 code for a protein of 488 amino acids. Gene Ontology annotation, molecular function: aldehyde dehydrogenase (NAD+) activity.